Cylicocyclus nassatus is the source of this 285-nucleotide messenger RNA. NCBI's taxonomy places the organism in Eukaryota, Metazoa, Nematoda, Chromadorea, Rhabditida, Strongylidae. The record is from the annotation of a GenBank genome assembly.
AUGGAUUCUUUGAUGGAGCAAUCGGCAAGCGGACACGCCACGCCACCACCACAUACCCCCGCCAGCCAAGAGGCGCUGAGCAAUUGGAAUUCACUUGAAGAACGUGUAAAAGAACUCUCCGGCCCCUCUCAGGAUUCACAAGCCACAGCUUCGGCAAGCCUAGUCGAGGGGAUCCCGCGUACGUCGAGAAGCGACCGCUGGGCCACACUGCGACCCACCCCGAGCCUCACCCAAGUCGUCGCGACCAUCGUCGGCCAUGUCCUCCCAAGGAUCAACGAUCAGUGA